Cylindrotheca closterium is the source of this 1890-nucleotide messenger RNA. The record is from the annotation of a GenBank genome assembly. Lineage: Eukaryota; Bacillariophyta; Bacillariophyceae; Bacillariales; Bacillariaceae.
AUGGCCCAAAACAAGAUUCUCUAUUCUGCAAAGCUCGACAAGAACACGCAAAGAUCAGCCUACUUGGAGACAAACAAGAGAACCGUCAAAUCAAACAUCAUGCUGAAGUUUGUGACGAAGGCGAUGGAUAUCAAGCUUCGAGGUGAAGCCGAUUUCACGACUACUCUUGAAGAUCCGAUCGAACUCUUGAAACGUAUUGAACGAUUCAUGAAGAAGAGUGCUGAUGCUGAGUAUGAUUUCUUGGAUUUCUGGGAAGCGAAUCAAAAGUUCUUUGCUAUGAAGCAAGGAACAACGGAAAACUUGAUGCAUUUCAAGGAACGAUUCUUGAGACAGGCUGAAGUCCUGCAAGAUCUAUAUGGCGUGGCCUGGUUCCGAGAUUUUCCACUCAAGACGAAAGCGUAUGCUGCUAUUGCUAGCACUGAUACUGCUGCUCAAAACAAGUUCAAGGAUGAUAUCUUUGAAGCCGUCCUUGCAACACGAUUUCUAUGCAACAGCAAUCGAACGGGAACAGCUCCUCUGAUGCUGGAUCUUCAGAUGAACUAUUGCAGAGAAGUGGAUUAUUAUCCAAAGACGGUCAGCAAAGCCCAAGAUAUGUUGAAGAUUCACAUGGAAGUGAGUAAAAAUCCGGGAGUGAACCUCUACCAAGGAAAAGACCAACCUAAUAAAGGUAAAGCCAAAGGAAAAGGAAAGGGAAAACCGAAGGAUGGAAAGAAGGCAGCAUGUUAUGUAUGUGGCAACGAAGACAAUAUGUCUCCAAAAUGCCCAGACAGACUGCUACCAAAGACCCAAUGGAAGAAUCAGGAUCAAUAUGUUAACUAUGGGAAGAAGCUCAAUCGUAAUCAGAUUGGAGCAACUGUCCCAGCUACUGUUCCAGCUAUAGUUCCUGGAGCUUCAGCAUCCACAAGUGGAGCAUCAAGUGUUGCGGGAAGCGUUAACACACCUUUGCAACUUGCUGGUACUACAGGUAAUCAAAUGAUGCAAGUUCCUUCUGGAAUGCAGAUCAUGCAGAUUCCAACUCAAGGUGGCGGCACUGUUACUGUCCCUUAUUCUAUGAAUGCUAACGGUGAGAUUGCGUUCAGUGGAAUGCAACUCAGCCGACAAGGCUUCAGUAGAGCUCAAGUGCGCCAAGGAUUCUAUGCAACUCAAGCUCAAUCUCCGCAAGCUGUGAAAACUGGAUAUUUUGAUAUGUCAAAUGUCUUUCACGAUGCUAUCAAGGGAAAGGAUGAGAAUGGCAAUGAUGUCUAUCUUGUUCCAUGUCCUGCUGGUACGACAAAUGUUGAACUUCAAGCCGACUGGCACUAUGCUAGUGAAGAUGAAGAUUUGCCUGAUAUUGCUACUGAAGCGGAUCGAGGUCUGCAGUUUACUCAAAGCCGCAGAAAGGAAAGAGAUCCAUUUGGGUUGUACGAUCAUGUCAUUAUGGACAGUGGUUGUACAAACACCACCAUUUGUAAUGGUGAGCUUAUGCAUGGACUCCAUCAUGCUGAGAAAGAACUUGACAUGCACGCUAACGUGGGCAGCAGAGUUCUUGACGAAGAAGGUUUUCUAGGAAGAUUUCCGCCUCCAGUGUAUCACAAUGAAGAUGGAAUUGCCAAUGUACUUGCUAUGCGCGAGAUGAUUGCCGCGGGAUACCCCAUUACUAUGGAUACUGAUGCUGACAAUGCUUUUAUUGUGCAUUGUGAUGGAAACAGAAAGAUGCGAUUUGUGAAUGGUAAGGGUGUGUAUGUGUUGGAGCAACAUGGAGCAAAUGUCGAACCAGGUGCCAAAGCGACAAGUGCGAUGUACCGUCGCCAGUUAAGCAACUUAAAUAAUCAACCCCAUUUCGAACUUUCUUCAAACAGACAGAAUGGAUAUGCUGGACUUGAGAUGGCCUCCUCGAUGGCAACCGUUUGA